AUGGCAGAACAUGCUUUUGCGUCCGAGACUAAGUAUGGUCGUAGGCUGAAUAUGUAUUUGUGUCACUGUUCCUCCGAAGAGGCAAUUUUCCCUGCGACUGCGUUACGCUUGCACACCCAAACCUCAACCGGUUGGCAAUCUGCCAGGUUGUGUACAUAUCCUCAAGAACUUGGACUCAGUUUCAGUGGCGAAGUGGAGCUAGAUUAUAUUCGUGUACUUUGUCACGAAAGCAAUAUACCAACACGCAUUGAAGUAUUCGUUGCUGAGGCUAGUGAUGGGAGCACAAAGUUGAAUGUGGUUACGCCCUACGAAAACAGCAACUUUCAGCGGAUAGGUUAUGUGCACUUUUCUGCUGGGAAUGAAAGUGCAGUCGGUAUCCGUGAACUUAAGACCAUUAAAGUGUGUCGCAAGUGCGUUUUCGUAAAGUUUUUGAUACUAAAUCCAUAUAGUUCCAGUUUCAAUACCUUUAAUCAAGUGGGUAUCAUUGCCAUGGCGGGCCACGGGCGGCUUGUGAAGAGUAUACAACGUGAAUCCACAAAGCGCAUAUGCGUGGUUGGGGAAACGGUGGAGGUGCCGCUGGAGAAGAUGUUGCCACCGAUAUUAAAUAAGUUACCAUCUGCUCCUUCGGGAUCCGAUAAGUUCGGGGAGGUCGACGCCGUAACGAGACGCCGCCUUGCGGAACUUCUUCGUGUAAAAGAGCAUGCAGUGAUGACCGAGGAUUAUGACCUAGCUGGUGCGUUGAAACCAGUGCUGGCCACUUUGGAGGAUGUUGGAAGGGAGAUUUACGCAUUAGAGCAGCGGAAAAAUGCUGCCGUGGAGGAGGAAGACUAUGCUUCCGCGAAGAAGUUAAGGGAUGAUAUCGAGGGUAUGCGGAGAACCGCCUACUUGGUCUCGAUAAAUCGGGUACACACGAUUCGUAGAAGGUCAGUCGACAACGCAGUGGAAGUGCGGAAUAUUCAACACAACAAUAUAUGUUCAGAUGAAAAGCAAAAGGAAGAAAAUCAAUGCAGGGGUCUUUCACCACCUCCAGCGCCUAGGGUGUUUUCACCUUCGACGUUUGAUGAAAUGCCUGUAGGUGGUGCUGGAUACUACCGACUCGUUGACGGCGAAACGGGUGCAAACGACCGGAACCACGGUAUUGCGGAUGUCGUCGGUGAUGUAGAUGUACUUUCUGCAUGUGUCAUUCAAGGGAAAGAGAAAUGGGAGGAGCUACUUCUUCGUGCAAUAGUAACGAUUUCUGGUUGUCAAAGUCUUGAGCUUGACGUAGAAGACGAAUCGGUUGCGGAGGGAAAGAGAUUCGAGAAGGUGUUCGGGUCUGUUUGUUGUGGCUGCUUAUUUGGGAAAAGGGGGAAACUUCGGGAGGCAGCCAUUCGAGCCAUAUGCACCCCAUCUGUUUUUGUUUCUCUUUUGGGCCACGCGGAUAACAUUACGGAAAUGCUACUUUCGUACGUGGUUCUUCCCACUCGUGGCCUAAACGAUGCGACUACGUCAGUUGUCAUCGCUUCUUGUGACGCGGUUCGUGCAAUUGCCGAACAGUUAGAGGGAGUUCCACCGUUAUCAUCUCUGAAUUCACACUUAUCACCAGUUUUGUCGGCUCUAGUGGCCCGCCUAGGUGACAGCAACAACCGUAUACGGGAGCGCGCAGAAUCUGCUCUUCUAUCAGUUGCCAAAUCAGCGCUUGAUGUCGUUGUGGUGGCCCUGGUUAGCAACCCCCAAAAGAAGAAACAACAUACGGUGCCGCAUAGGGUGCACGCCUCGCGCAUAGCUGUACUGAAUAACCUGGUAGAUAUGUACGGUGCCGACGGUGCAGUUUCAACAAAUCUUGAGGCCCAAAAUAUUCUUUCAGAAGUUGUGCUGCCCUGUAUGCAGCACUCUAGCGGUGAGGUGCGGGACGCCGCAAGUUCCCUCUUUGCUAAGUUAUUACUUGUCGCCCCCAGUAUUGCGCAAAGGAGUAUCGGAGUUCUUAAACCAACUCAGUGGAGUGCCGUCGAACAUUAUUUGUCUGAGCUGACGGGCGGGGCGUGCGAUGAGGGAUUUUCUCGGGAGGUUGAUACCAGUGAUAGAUUGCUCCCAAGGACCGGAUUUGUUCCGUGUGCGACGCCAACUUCUGCUGAAUCCGUAACAGGAAGUGCCUCUGCAGGACGUGACGCUGCAUCAAAAACGUGUCAUUUUUGUGGAGAAUUCAACGAAGGGUUUGUGGAAGCCUCUUUGGAUAUUCACUUCAUUCGCGCGUGCCCCAUGCUUUGCCCAUGUCCUUUGUGUGACCAGGUUACCGAAAUCGCAACGUUGCAACAGCACCUCACUGGCGAAUGCGAGAACCGGCAUUUGGUUCGUGAAUGCCCGAGAUGCAAGGAGGCGGUGCGCGUAGAGGAUAUCGAGAGACAUAUUGCAGCAGAGUCCUGCAUCAAAGCAGUCCCCACGCACAGCGUUUGUCCACUCUGCCACGCGCGGUUCAAGGCUGGAAUGAAAGGGUGGUUAACACAUUUGGCAGCGCCUCCAGGUUGCCCAAAGAACCCCAAAAAGUACGAUGGAUCAGGGCCCAUUACCGAGUAG
Molecule: messenger RNA, 2553 nt
Organism: Trypanosoma brucei brucei TREU927
Lineage: Eukaryota; Euglenozoa; Kinetoplastea; Trypanosomatida; Trypanosomatidae
Exons: 1
Coding region: 1-2553 (850 amino acids)
Cellular component (GO): cilium
Source: RefSeq, a predicted model, not a curated record